UUCUAUGUGUGCGAGCCCACUCAUGGCAGCGGACUAUGACGGCUCGUAGAUUUGACAGCUAGCUCAAUGCGGGCUCAGACGUUCAUUAUACCGCGACCGAUGUAAUUUUCGUGAAAUAUCUGACGUUUGUAAUGUGCGAAAAAGACAAUAGUGUUGUGACGCGGACAGUUAAAGUGAUUAUUGAGUUACCGUGAACUGAACUGAAAAAUCGGAACUUGUCAAAUUGGAUUAUGACUGAUUUGUCGAUUGAUUUGUGACAUGAUAUGCCCCGUCUCAAGGAGCUUUUACGAUGCUCGUAAUUAGAUGCGGCUCGUUAGACACCGUUUUGGGGUUCCUCAAUAUGAAUAAAAAAUCGGUUGUGGUUUUGUGGCAUCAAAUACACGGAACGAAUACAAACUCGAUAGCAAACUAUAAAUAAAUUUAACAAGAGACCAAUCGUAAAUAAUUAUGACUAAACAGAGGUGAUAUAAGUAGAUACAUUUUAUAUAACGUGAAUUAAAGAGACUUAUUUACUUUGUGAUCAAGAUUAUAUGUAUAUUUUUAUACGAACAGUGCAUUUCAUUGGUGAUAAUAAGAUAAGGAUAAAGUGAUAUUUAAAAAUUUUUGUACAAAAUAUUUAACAAAUUAUUGGAUGUUGCACGUAGUACGAUACGUCGAGGAACCGAUGAGGAGACACCGUCCGUUACCACUGCGUGAGCCGCUAGUGAUACCAAUCGCUGUCGUGUAGUGAAUGGAAUCCGAAGUGUGUGUGUGGUGACAGAACAGUGAUAGUGUCGGCCCUAGAGGCCGAAAAUCUGCAACGGAAGAUACGGACGUGAGCCGCGCGGGCUGCGGGCCCGCGAUGAGCGCCAACAGCUGCGACAACAUGACAUACUUCUCCAACGGGUACAUGCCGGACAUGAGGAACGGCGGCGGACAUGACCACCAACAAGCGCACGCGCAUUACGGCGCGGUGCCUCAACAAGGGCACGAGAUGGACGGCUGUGACCAGCAGCUUAGGCCCGCACAACACCAUUACCCUGCACAACCGGCGCCUGGGAUGCCCUACCCGAGGUUUCCACCUUAUGACCGAUUGGGCUACUACCAACAGAUGGAACAGAACGGCUACCGGCCUGAUAGUCCAUCACAAAUGGGACACAUGGGUCCCAAGACAGACGGUUAUGGUCCGAACGGACACCAGCCCCCGGCGCCUGCGGUGUACACGUCGUGUAAGCUGCAGGCGGCCGCGGCGACCGCGGGCGGUGUUCCUGGGAGUCCUCCCUUGGAGCAAGCGCAGCAAAUACCCCACCAUAUGCACCCCCAGCAGCAUAUGGUCCAGCACGGCGUGCCUCCACACCAGCAGCACCUCAUGUACCCGGUCGAUGACAUGCAGCAUCAGACGCAGAUGCCGCCGAUGCAUCAGCAAUCGAUGCACGCGCAGCAGCCUCCCCCACAACAGCCGCCACCAAACACCAACGCGUCGCUACCAAGUCCACUGUACCCCUGGAUGCGGAGUCAAUUUGAGAGAAAGCGGGGACGGCAAACAUACACGCGGUACCAGACGCUGGAGUUAGAGAAAGAGUUCCACUUCAACCGGUACCUGACGCGGAGGAGAAGGAUCGAGAUCGCGCAUGCGCUCUGUCUCACCGAACGCCAGAUCAAAAUAUGGUUCCAAAAUCGGCGCAUGAAGUGGAAGAAGGAGAACAAGACCAAAGGCGAACCUGGGUCCGGAGACGAACCAGACAACAUGAGCCCGCCCACCUCGCCGCAGUAGACACCUCUAGUAUUGUACCAGGGGAUAUCCAUAUUGAGACAGAAGUUUCCGUGCCCAAAUAUAUUUCCGCGUCCGAUUCGAAGAACGAAUCCGAAAGUCUGGAUCCGCUGAUCGGUUACUAGGACAGUUUAAUUUGUAUAAAUUGUAUGUUGGACUUUUCAUGAUAAUAUUACAUUAUAACUAAUACGUAACCUAGUGAUUUCGAAUAAAGAGUAAUGAUAGUGUGACGAAGAGAUUUUUACAGUUGUUAAGUAUAAAUUAAUUUAUAGAAGAAUCUCAAUACCAAUAAUUACCAAAAACGCAGUAUAUAUGGUUAGUAAACUGCAUCAACACUUAUGUGAUUAUAUAGUUGAGUCAUGAUCAUUUUGGAAUAAAAAUCGAUCUUGAUUGGUCAGCAUUUAUAGAUUUCUUUUAAACAAAGUGCUAAAACCUCUUUUCAAAAAUUAUUUAAAAAAAUGAAAUUAGUUGUGGUGUUUAUCAUUUUGAUAUCCGUUCUGUAUUUCAAAGUAUCUUUUUAUCAUAAUUAAAUAUUUGGUUAAUUUGAAGCUAGCACUUUGUUUCCAAAUUUAAAAAACAUAUUUUUUUUAUCACAAAACCAUAAGGACCUCUUAUAAUUAACCAUUGAUAAGAAGGCAAUUAGUAUCCAUAUUGUUAUUAUUUAAUAUAUUUGAUGUUUUAUUUUUAAUUAAGCUAUCAAAUUACUAUUCUGUACAUAUACGAUAAUUUUUAGGACUUUAAUGUACAAUUGUUUUAGUGUGAAUAAUAUAAUUGAGAUUAAUUUGAGAAACAACGAUUAGUUCAUGUUUUGGUUUUGACAACAGUUUCUGCUGUAGAUCUUUACUGAGUUUUUACCUUAGAUUCAAUCAAAUAAUUUGUAGUUGGAGAGGCCAGUUCUACAAGUGCAAUGUAUAUGAUUUUUCGAUGACACAUAUACGUAAUUAAUAACUGAUAAUAAACGUCAUAGGAAAAUUAUAUUGUAAAAUGUUACGAGAAUGAAAGCUAUAAUUUAGAUGAAAAUAUCGAGAUUCUGAAUAUUCUUUGAUAAACUUCUAUUAAAUCAACAAAAUGAAUGUAGUGCCAUUCAAAUGAUAACAUAAAAGACAACUUGGACUUGAAACUUGAUUGUGAAAUCACUCGAUUGUGUAUAUAUGAAACAAUGGUUACCUUCAAUCAUGUAGGUGCAGAAGAACUUAAUAGAUAAUACUUUUUGUUUGAGUCUUACGGAAUGUAUGUGGUUAUAUGUACACAGUAUACCAAAGUUAGAAAAUAAAAACUGGUUGUUCAUUGUUUACAUAUAAUUGAAGCGAAGGUGCGACGAACACAAUCAUGUUACGUCAUCGAUCUUUUCAUAUAGUCUCGCCGAGACAUCGUUUUAAAACGUAUUUUUAUAAAAACAUUGCCUACGGAAUCCAAUAUACGUAAAUAAUAUCGAGUUGAAUUAUAUUUACUCGUAACACGGUAGUUUUACGGAUAUUUAAAAUAUAAAUUGGGAGGUUGAAAUUGUCAGGAUCCAGGUUAUACGUAUUUAUAAAUGAUUGUAAAUUAUUUUUCACAUAGAUUGUAACUAGUGAAUGUUUUUUAAACCCAGUGAGCCGGUUUCAGUUUAAUAUAAAUAUAUACUUUUUAUUUUGUGCUGUGUUCGAUAAGUCUGUAAAUUGUAAUAAUUGUAUAUUGUCGAUAUAUUCAAUAUUUAUUUAUUGAUUUGCUUAAUUAGGUUCGCUUAUAUUAUUUUCUAUAAUCGAGUUAUCUUUGCUCGAUCGCUGUCUGGCUGGGAUGCAUUUCUCUUAAUAUUAUUUAAAUUUGCUCAAGUCUCAUGUUUGUGUUGUAAAUUUAUUUCUAGCAAUAAGGAUUGUUUAAACUUUACGUAAUUAUAUAACUUUAAUUUGAAUUUAAUAGAACUAUUUUCUAUUUUUGUCAAUAUUGGUCGUAACAUUAUUUAUUACAGUUUGUUUUUAAAUUAAAAAUUUUGUCCCUUGCCAGAUAGAAAUCUUGAUUUUAACUUGUAAAUUAAAAUUUAAUUUCGAUUGUUAGUAUAGUACACUGACAAUUAUCCUCAAAUCGGAAUUUAGGUCUGUAGAAUGGGAACCUAAUUUAAUUGAUUUUUUUGUCCUAUCGAUUCAAAAUUUAUGAAAUAUAACUAUAAUUAGUAACUUAAUAAGGUUAGGCGAGACGAUAUUGUCAUAAAUAUAUAAAUACAUGAAAUUAA
This is a messenger RNA of Amyelois transitella, 3959 nucleotides long. Its product is annotated as homeotic protein antennapedia. The transcript is spliced from 3 exons. Gene Ontology annotation, biological process: anterior/posterior pattern specification; negative regulation of transcription by RNA polymerase II. The coding region runs from base 842 to 1753 and encodes 303 amino acids. Gene Ontology annotation, cellular component: nucleus. Lineage: Eukaryota; Metazoa; Arthropoda; Insecta; Lepidoptera; Pyralidae. The record is from RefSeq and is a predicted model, not a curated record. Gene Ontology annotation, molecular function: DNA-binding transcription factor activity, RNA polymerase II-specific; RNA polymerase II cis-regulatory region sequence-specific DNA binding.